Mya arenaria is the source of this 5059-nucleotide messenger RNA. RefSeq lists its product as uncharacterized. Bases 408 to 1241 code for a protein of 277 amino acids. The record is from RefSeq and is a predicted model, not a curated record. The transcript is spliced from 4 exons. Lineage: Eukaryota; Metazoa; Mollusca; Bivalvia; Myida; Myidae.
UCUUCACUGUGUAUGGUCGCGUGGUUCCAGCUCGGAUUGCCUUCGCCAGUUUAGAAAGUACGAUUUGGAUGUGUUACUAUUUCUGUGCUGUUUAAACAAGAAUCAUUGUCGAAGAGACAAUAGUGUAUUUACUUUUGAUAAUUGUUAAAGCUAACAUUACACUGUUAUCUUGUCAUAGCUGACAGUGGGAAGGUCGUGAUCUUUCUGCAGAAUACAUUACACUUGUUUCUAUAACAGGGUUAAAAGUGAACUCAUAUCUCGGAUUAAAUUACAGCUUUUGUUAAAAGGGCAAUCGGAUACGGUGAAAAAAAAAAACGAAAUAAAAUCAGAUUUCUUGAGCGACAGUUUUGGAAUAUUUAAAAAAAAAUUCAAACGUUUUGUUUUUGGAAAUUAAAAUAUCAGAUAAAAUGGAAAGGUCCCUCAUUCUGAUGGCGCUUGUGUCCGCUGUGUACUCUUGUACAUUGGACUUACCGUACUAUGCCCGCUCCUCCAACGCGACACUGGAAACUGACAAUACACGGGUACACUUCUCCGAGUACAUCGUGUUUGGCUCGGUAAAGCAGAAUGUCACGGGCCAGAAGUACCCAUAUAACGGCAUGGACGGCAUCUACACCGUGGCGUUUGAAGUUCUCUGUUCCUACAAGGGCGGGGUAGUGCCCAAGACUAUCUAUAUUGCUGGCAUGGGGAACGAGAACAAAGCUUUACCCGGAUGUCCAACUGUAAAGGUGGGCAGCAAACAUAACUAUAUUAUGUACUUGAAAAACACUUCUCGGACCAAGUCAGACGCUAUUUACGAGAUCGAGUACGCCCCGACCGGCGGGGAAGCUGAGAUUAUCCUGGAUGACCUAACAAUCAACUGUGGACUUGAGUUGCACGAGGAUACAGCAGCUGAGGAGUGUAGUGAUUUCAUACCACUGAACAAGGAAGAGGGGUGCGUACAGUGGAAGAAACCGGCACCGACUACCCCCGCAUCCACAAAUGCUCCAACCACAGUUCCAACCACAGUCCCAACCACAGUUCCAGAGAAGGAUACUGACGAAAUUGAUGUCAAGCCUGUUCCAGAAGAGGAUGAAGACAACCAGUCGGACCAGGGUGGAUAUGAUACCAAGACAGAGAAAACCGUCGACAAUGGGGGAAAAACGGGCAAAGUAUCUGACAACGACCCCACCGGCUCAGCUGGAAAACUAGCAUCUUCCUUCUUAUUAGCAAUUGUGUCAAUUUCCUUCGCAAUUCUAUUGUAAAAUCGGAUUAGUCUAGAAUUGUGGUUUUUAAUUCUUUAAGACAUUUAAUAAAUUUUACAGGAUAUAUUACUUCUGAUACUGACGAGCAACAAUAAUCAUUCCCGCAGGGCUAUGUGAUACAAAUGCAGUUUCAGUUUUCAUUUCUGAGCAAUGUCUUUCGAUGGACGUAUCUAAAACGUCAAGUAGAGCGUCGCUGGAAUUCUCUAUCAACGUCGACAGUGUCCUUUGUACUGUCACAAUUAGUAAUUCUAGUGUCUCGUGCCCUGUGACACAAGCACUGUGACGUCAUGGCGCCAAGAUCGGAAUUUCACGUGCGAGAUGUCACCUGCUGGAGGAUACAGAAUAUGACGUGAGACUGCGCUAUUCACGAGCACAGCAAUGAACGUCCGCGCAAUGAAAUGAAUCUCAAAAGGCUGUUAUCUCUGUAUCUUUAAAGUUCAUAAGGAGUUGACACUAAUAAUAUUCAUCUUUUAAGCUCAAACAUUUAAUAUAACGGCAAAGUCGAGAUUGCAAAAUGAUUUAAAUAUAGAAACCAUUAAAAUACUUUAUAACUUAUAACUUCAUUGCAUAUAAAGCAUGCUAGUCGCUGCUUUUAUUGUUCCUAGAUUUUUUUAGUUACGUUGCCUCAUUUAUUACCUCAUAUAACUCAAAUGCUGAAUUGUUUUGAAUAAAUUUAUUGAGGUUUAAAUGGCUCUUUCCCAAACUGGAGCUUUGAGAAAUUGUCUAUAUUAAAACAUGAAUAUAAAUAGUUACAUAAUAAAGUAACCAUUCUUCUUUUAUCUAUCACACAUUUAUAAUAAAUAUAAUAAAUGGGAAUUGAUUAUAUCAAAUAAAUCUAAAUAUUUUUUAUGUUUCGCUUGUUAGAACUUAAAUUGAUCUCUCUCAAUAUUCGGAGACCUUGAGAAACCCCAUACUUCAGAAACGUAGGUCACUAUAGGGCCUAUUGUAUUAAAACACAUCUAAACUAACGGACUAAUAAGUGUUCAUGUAUCUAGUAAAUGUGUUAUGUAUAGUUUUAUAUAUAUACCCAUCAUGUGCAAUACCUCUUUUAUACAUUGUUUUAUUUAGAAAGAUUCAUAUGCAUAAAGUACCAAGUGAAUGUUAAAAAAGCAAGUCUUUUAUUAAACAACUGUGGUAAUAAAAAAUAUAUGUUGAAUGUUCAGUUUAUAUUCAUGCAUAUUAUGUGCAAAAUGUACAACAAUUCAUUUUCGGAUCUGAAAAUAUAUUACUUAAAUUUACUUUUCAUCAUUUGUGAUAAAAAUAAGACAACAUUGUAUAUUUUAUGUCUGGAAAAUCGGGUUACAUCUGGAUGCAAAUGUAAUGUACGGUUUAUAUUAGCACAUAUAAUUGCUUAAAAAUUUAUACAUGAAAUGCCUCAUUUUUAUUUGCAAGGAGCAGAUGUUUGCAUUUAUAUACAAAAUACAGUCAAACCCGUCUGGCUCGAACUCCCAGGGAACGGCGAAAAUACCUCGAACCUCGAAAAAUUCGAGCCAACCAGGAUAAUUACCCUUCAGUAUAAAGAAAUUGGUCCUCUAGCCUGCAAGGAACUCGAGCCAAGCGAGUUCGAGCCAGCUGGGUUCGACUGUAAUUUUAUAAAGAGGCAAACGUGGUGUGGAUUUAUUCUAUGGUCUCUGCUUCUUUUCUCCCACUUGCCUUGCUAAACAAUCUGCCUUCAUGUACAUAUGCAUAUAUGUCCAGCCAGAUAACCACUGUAUUCAUUGUACGAGUUUUGUUAUUAUUUUAACACCAUGUGCUCAUUAUAAAAUGUAAAUAAGCUUUAAUUAUUACAACUAUAAUAUGUUUGCUAUGUGUGUAUACUGUUAAAUAUUUGCUCAUGAGUUCCAGGACUGUAAAGGAUGAGUUUAGUAUUGUGAACAUUUUUUUUCUUAAAACAAAUGUAUUAUAUUAAUGGUAUCCAUUAAUUAGAAACAAACUUUUAUAAUAAAAUACAUAAAUCAGUUUCUAAAUUCACUUUAAGACAUAAUCCACUGAAACUAUUUACAAACUGUUCCAGGACAGGUGGACGAUAUAUUUUUCUUAUAUGACAUUUUAAACAUUGCAAUAAACAGCUAACAUAAAAUUGAUAAUAAAUUUCAAAUUAUUUGCAUCUCCAUACUGAAAGAGCAACUGAGUUAAUAUGCUGUGACUGUGUUUGUACCUUUUUUUAAGCUGCAUGUUCACAGAUUUACCGUUUUUACAACUUCUUUAUUUUUUGUCUUGGAAUGAGCCAAUUCUUGCGUAAAUAUCUGCAAAACAGUGAUAUGAGACUGUUGACAAAAGAUCAGAUCGCAGAUUUUCAUUUUUCUUAAAGCGUUACUAAUGGUUGAAGAAAAAUGCAUAAAACUUCAAUUUUUUUUAACUCAAAAAUAAAAUUCUGCGAUCUAAUUGUCAGCAGCUUUAUAUGACUGAUAUUUAUGCAUGUUCGCAUAAAUUAGCUCAUUCCAAGACAAAUAAAUACAAAAAAUGUCAAAACGUUCAAUCUGUGCGAGUGCAGCUUCAAAGUAAGUUACAAAUUCUCUACCAUUGUCUAAUUGCCUGGAAGCCCAAAUUUGAUGUGUUUUUUUUUCACGAAUAAGGAAUGAUAUUUUACAAUUUUAUACCAACUUAAGAAUAUUCAAUAUCAGAAUUCAUAUAUUGCAAUAUUUCUUCCUAUUUUUAUGAAUAUGCACUAUGAUAAAAACAAUUAAUAUAGAUGGAAUAUUUGUGUAUUUUGAGUUUGAAAAGUGAAUCUUGCCCUAGUCAGAUAUUUGCAAACAAAAACUGGCCCUUAGACAGAAUGAAUGUGCAAUCAUUGAAUCAUUGCUUUAUUCCGAUGGAAGUAUAGAUUCUAUGAAUGGAUUUACUUUAAAUGGCCAUAUGUCUUGCUUCGUAUUUAUUUUACGACUGGGAUUUUCCCUGUGGUUUAACUUGUAUUAUUGAAUAACAGUCAAAAACCGUUGGCUCGAUAUCCUAGGGACCGGCAUAACAAUACGCGCUUCAUGAUAAUCGAGGCAAGCUGGAAUGCUUACAUAAAGUUAAAAUAUGUCAGUACUUGACAUCAUUUCGAGCCAUCGAGGAAAUCGAACCAAGCGAUAUCGAGCCAAAAGGUUUUCAAAUGAUAUGACUUCCUAUUGCCAAGAUCAGACUGAACUAGCUUUUACAAAUGUGGUACAUCACACUUCAGUUUCUUGAAAGUUCUUCAUCAUAAUUAGUUUAAGUAACUAAUUUCGUUAUGCCAAAUUUCUUACUUUAGUCUUGAUAUUACCAAAUAAAAAUUAAUUUACCAUGAUUACCAUCAUGAUAAUUUCCUAAUGAAGUCCAAACACUGUCAAUAAUCUUAAAAUUACAUAAUUUAUACCAAAAAAAAAUAUGAGUGUAGUGCCAUUCCAGUAAACCAUAUAACCCAUAGGGGGGAAGGCAAUUAUUUUAAUAGUAUAUACAUGUAGGUGGGUGUCUUUUUUUGCUAAUUACAACCCCAAAAGGGUAAAUUUGCUUCUGUAGGGGGGUGGCAUAAUUUAAAAGUGCCUUCCCCCGGGGGUUAUAUAUGUAAAUGGAAUAGGCCUUAGCUAAAUCAUGUUAUAAAUGACAUCAGAUGCUUCUAGAAACUGAACCUUGAUUCAACCUGACGAAAGAAGUAAAACAUUUGUGUUUAUUUAUGUGUAAGUCUGAUCGAUAGUAUAAUGAAUUAAAGUUGUAAAUGUGAGUGUGUUAUAUGCACAGUUACCUGUAGCUAAUUGUGUACAUAUAAAGUCUGGGUGCUGCUUUGUGUAAUUACUAUAAAUGCAUGGUGAAUUUUGAAUAUUUAUGAAUACAAGAAUAAAUCUUUUUGUCAUGAUCGA